This is a messenger RNA of Cylicocyclus nassatus, 1295 nucleotides long. NCBI's taxonomy places the organism in Eukaryota, Metazoa, Nematoda, Chromadorea, Rhabditida, Strongylidae. The record is from the annotation of a GenBank genome assembly.
AGAAAAUGACGGUAUCGUACUCUGGUAAUUUUUUGCGUUUAUUACUGCGAUGGAAAGGCUCAAUAUGGAGAUCCGUCUGGAUAGAGCUGGUCUUGUUCCUAGCAUUAUACUAUUGUAUUAGAGCUUUUUAUUACUAUGGAAUACCAGCCUUAGACGAGAGCGGAGAAUUGGGGUACAAGGAAAAGCUUCUUUCAUUAUCCAAGCUCUUCAACGAAUACACUAAAAACAUUCCUCUGACCUUCCUUCUCGGAUUCUAUGUCGCGAACAUCGUAUCCAGGUGGUGGAGCCAAUUCGAAUGCUUGAGCUGGCCGGAAGAUUUGUUGUCAGUCGUUUGUAUGAUGUUCCAUGACAACACUGACAGCUCCAAAAAGAAGCGACAUCAGAUUGCUAGAUACCUAAAUCUUGUGGCUGCUUUAGCCUGGCGCGACAUCUCCGAUAAGAUUCGUCUGCGAUUUCCAAGUACCCACAACCUGGUCGAUGCCGGUUUGAUGAAUGAACAGGAGUAUGAGAGACUGGAGAAGAUGGAGGGACCAGCUCCAGGUGUCCGGUGGAUGGCACCACUUCAUUGGAUUCAGCAGAUAGUAAGCAUUGAGGUAGAAGCCGGCCGUGUUCCUACACAUUUUAUGGCAGUUUUCAUGAACGAACUAAAGCUAUACCGCGUGUCGUUUCGCAAGUUGUUCUGCCAUGAUUGGGUAUGUGUGCCCUUGGUCUACACACAGGUGGCAUCACUGGCGACUUACGCGUUCUUCGUAUUCUGCCUCCUUGGCCGGCAGAAUUUUGAAUCUAAUGAAGAAUAUGACACUGUGUUUCCGUUGUUUACAAUUGUGCAAUUUAUCUUCUAUGUCGGCUGGUUUAAGGUAGGUCAAGACUUGAUGAGGCCAUUUGGACUUGACGAUGACGAUAUCGAGUUAAGCUACAUUCUCGACCGCAACCUUGUCAUUUCUUUUGCUACUGUUGAUUGCCUGCAGUCAGACAAACCCCCAGACUUUGAGCCAGACGUUUACUGGCAACAUCUGGAUAAUGUCAGCCUGUACAAGGAAACGUCAUCGCUGAAAUUUGGUCGAAUUGACCUAUCUCGGACAGCGCAUAAACACCCGCCGAAGUUACACACUUAUGUGCAAGUACACGACCAUGAAAAGGCAAUGAAUCUGGAAGAGUUUUCGGGUGGAGGACGACAACGGUACAUUGCGUGGUGAAAACAAUCAGUAUGCACCUUUCUCAGGAGCAAUCGGGUAAAAAGAAGCUGAUAUGUCGUUAACUAUUGGAGUUCGAGUUCAUAAUAAAGAUUUUGAGAU